CCCAGGCAUCUCACAGUUAGGUCUGAAACUGUCAGCCGGCCAGUGUAGACAACAGAGAGAGAUGGACCCGUGGAUCUUGACUCCUGCUUCCGAUGUUCUUUAAGUGACAGGAAGCAAGAGUUCUGCUAGUCAGACCUCAUCUAGAACACCGUGUCCAGUUUAAGACACCUGGAGAUGCGAGGAAAUUGAUCCUGAGACUUCCCAUAUGCAAGGCUCUUUGACUAUAGUGGGGAAAACACUAGCUGGCAGCAGCUCUCGUGGUUUGUUUGUUUGCCCAGCGCUACCCGCAGAAGCCUGGGAUUGAGCCGGAGACCUCCCUUCCCCCGGCCCAAAGGGGUCCUUUUUGCUCUUCUUGCGUUCCUCUCUGGGCAUAGAAGCGCACUCUCGCUGAGGAUGGAUGCCAUGAGUUGUGCAAAGUUAGACGGCGCGCCCGGGAAGCCGAGCUGCGAGGGUUAAAGCAGCUGUGCGUCACGGGGGAAAGGAACCGGUUGCCGCGCCCUGGGCUGAGGCGAGCUCACCUGGGACAGGUGAGAAGAAGCUGCUGGCUCGCUUGCUGGGAGAGGGAAGGGCCGGGCCGGGCCGUCGAGGAUGGCGCUGUGUCCGGCCGUGCCGCCGUCGUGGCGCUACGGGUUGCUGCUGGGCGCCUACGGGCUCUUCCUGCUGGUGGGCGCCGCCGUCUUCGCGGGCCUGGAGGGGCCUCCCGAGCGAGCCCUGCUGGCCGCCCUGCACGACGCCCGCGCCCGCCUGCUGGCCGAGCACCGCGCGUGCCUGUCGGAGGAGAGGCUGGCCGGCCUCCUGGAGCGCCUCAUCGACGCCGGCAACUACGGCGUCUCCGGCUUGGGCAACGUCUCCGGAGACGAGAACUGGGAGUUCACCUCGGCGCUCUUCUUCACCGCCAGCGUCCUCACCACCACAGGUUAUGGACACACGGUCCCCCUCUCGGCUUUGGGCAAAAUAUUCUGCAUCCUGUACUCGCUGCUGGGCAUCCCCAUGACCCUGUUGCUCCUGGCCUGCCUGCUCCAGCACCUUCUGCCCCUCCUCAGCCACCGUCCCGUCCGGUACAUCCAGACACGCUGGGGUUUCCCGCUGGCCCGCGUGGCCCUUGUCCACGCCAUGGGGCUGGGGCUGGCCACCCUGGGGCUCUUCAUCCUCAUCCCUGCCAUCUGCUUCUGGGCCCUGGAGGGCAGCUGGAACUUCCUGGAGUCGGUGUAUUUCUGCUUCAUCUCCCUCAGCACCAUCGGCCUGGGCGACUACGUGCCGCGAGGGAGCUCACAGCCGCCUCUGCACGAGCUCUACGAGCUUAGCAUCACUUGCUAUCUCCUUGUUGGCUUAUUGGCCAUGCUUGUGACUCUUGAGACGGCCUAUCAGCUACAGGAAGUCCGGGCUUUUGUGCGUUUCUUCGCUCCUGCCAGUGACCCACCCCAGGAGGACGAUGACCGUCUGGAGAUCUUGGCCAGAGACCAGCUUGCCUUGGCCACAGUGUCUGGUUCCACUUCCCAAGAUGUGCCUAUGGAAAGAGGUGCCACUUGACAUCUCCUGGGGGGAGCCAACCCUCCCCCAGUCACCGUUGGUUUUAAUGGGUGUCUCUGUUGAUGGAUGCUUUACUUGUCUUUAUUUACGUUCUUGCUAUUUUAUUGUAUUUUAUUAUAUUUGUAUUGUUGUUGUUGUUGUUGUUAACUGAACUGCUCCAAGCGCCAUUUGGCAGAAAGGCAGGGUGCAAAUUUAACUGAUGUAAAAUUUGCACCCUAGUGAGGAAGAUUACAUUUGAUAGAGAAGAAUGCAGAGAGGAAGCAAAGGCUUUGCAGCGCACGGAGAAGCCACAAGUAGAAAACCCAUAUUUCCUCUAGGGGGGGAAAGGGAAAACAAACAGCAAGAACUGUACCCUCUCCUCAAAUGCAGCACUUUGUGAUUCUGUGGGAUGACUCCAUUCAAGCAUGGUUGAUCUAUGUCCAAUCGCUCUUCUAAAAAGGUGAAUCCAGGAAGCAGUGCAAACUUGACACCACCUCCUAGACUCACAUAGCUCUCCUUCGUUCUUUCUCGGUCCACAUUCACAACAUAAGUAAAAAGCACCACGAUGCCACUUGGCUUCCCCCAGAGAAUUCUGGGAGCUGUAGUUUGUUAAGGGUGAAGAGAGGAGACCCCCAUUCCCUUCACAGAGCUGCAAUUCUCAGAGUGGUUUAUCAAUCAACCCCUCUUCCCAGGGAUGAUGAAAAUUGUAGUUCUGGGAGGGGAAUACAGGCCUCCUAAACUCUGAGCAUCUUUAACAAACUACAGCUCCCAUGAUUCUUUGGGGGAAGUCACAGCUUUUAAAGUGGCAUCUUAGUGCUUUAAGUAUAUGGUGUGAAUGUGCCCCCCCACUCAGCACAUUAGAACCUAAGAGAUGCAGUAGCCAUGAAAAUCCCUCAACAUGCAUAGCUAUUAGGCUGCACCACACAUAGUAAUUUUUAAAAGCUUCCACACAUACAAGGAAGGAAAGCUGUGGUUUGGAUGGGGAGGCCUUGUAUGCUCCUCCCAGUCGAUUUCGAGAUGUUUCCCACUCUGGGUAUGUUUAGCCUGGAAAAGAGGAGACUGAGAGGAGAUAUGAGAGCCAUCUUCAAA
This is a messenger RNA of Podarcis muralis (Common wall lizard), 2598 nucleotides long. It is a transcript of the gene KCNK7, whose product is annotated as potassium two pore domain channel subfamily K member 7. Lineage: Eukaryota; Metazoa; Chordata; Lepidosauria; Squamata; Lacertidae. The record is from RefSeq and is a predicted model, not a curated record. Gene Ontology annotation, cellular component: plasma membrane. Gene Ontology annotation, biological process: potassium ion transmembrane transport; stabilization of membrane potential. Gene Ontology annotation, molecular function: outward rectifier potassium channel activity; potassium ion leak channel activity.